CGGCGGUAUCGAUGGGGCUGGAGGCAGCGGCAGCGGCAGCGGCGUCGGGGGCGCGAGGACGACGACGCUGGCGGCGCUGAUGGCGACCAGGGCGUCCGCGCCGUCGACGAUCCGGCGGGACGCGGUGCGGGCGGCGGAGGGUGUCGCGCGCGAGGUGCUGCUGCGCCUGCACCCCACCGAGGAGGCGGAGCGGCGCCGCCAGGGCGUCAUCGCCUACCUCAAGCGCGUCAUCGGCUCCUCGCUCGGCUGCGAGGUCUUUGCAUUCGGAUCAGUCCCACUGAAGACCUACCUCCCUGAUGGUGACGUUGAUAUAACUGUACUGGGGAACACAUGGUUGAACAGUACGUUCAUGGAUGGUGUUCGCUAUGUACUUGAGGCGGAGAAGCAUUGCGAUGCAGAGUUUGAACUGACGGGCUUGAAUUUCAUCAACGCAGAGGUCAAGCUCAUUAAAUGUGUUAUUGAUAAUAUUGUUGUCGACGUCUCUUUCAACCAGAUCGGUGGUGUGUCCACAUUCUGUUUUCUUGAGCUGGUUGACCGUCAAGUUGGGGAAAAUCAUUUAUUCAAAAGGAGCAUUAUGCUAAUCAAGGCUUGGUGCUACCAUGAAAGUCGCAUCCUAGGAGCUCAUCAUGGACUGAUAUCUACUUAUGCCUUGGAAACACUUGUUCUUUACAUAUUCAAUAUGUUCCACAAUUCUUUGCAUGGUCCUCUGGAGGUAUUGUAUAGGUUUUUGGAAUAUUUUAGCAAGUUUGACUGGGACCAGUAUGGCAUCAGUUUAAAUGGUCCUGUUGAUUUGUCAUCGCUGCCCAACUUAUCUGUUGAACCUACAGCAGUACAUGAUGAACUAUUGCUUGGCAAGGAGUUUCUUCAAGGCUCAUUGGAUAGGCUUGUUGUAAUUCCAGACAGUUCGGAUGGGUGCGACACAAAUUUUCGCACAAAGUAUCUAAACAUAAUCGAUCCACUCAAGGGGAAUAAUAAUCUUGGUAGAAGUGUCAGCAAAGCAAGCUUUUAUCGCAUACGGAGUGCUUUCUCGUUUGGUGCACAGAAGCUUGGUCAAAUUCUCAUGUUACCCUCCGAGCUUAUUCCUGAUGAAAUUUGUGGAUUUUUUGCAAACACGCUGAAGAGACAUGGAAAGGGAGAAAGACCAGACCUUGGCGAUUAUAGUUCAUUUGAAUCCUUGCUUGGCCCUGAAAAUGCACUUAACGGAGAAGGAUCAAGCUUCAAUUCUUGCAUGAAUGAGGGUGAAAACAGAAGUCCGUGUCACUCGUCGAAACUGCCUGACAAGGAAUCGAAUGUAGCAGAUAUGCAUAAGAAUUCAGGUAGAUAUUUGCCAGGUGAUGUUCUAGAUCUUCCUUGGAACAAAAUCUGGUUCAUGGAAUAUGCAUCUGAUUUCAGAGCAAAUUCAUCAAAUUUAGCCAGUUUCAGGAGCCACUCAUCCUUUUCUCGAGAGAAUGGUAAUGGCAACAGUGAGCAGUGCUUCAAGAAUUAUGCAACAGAGGAAGAUUUGCAUCUCAUCAGUAGAUUACACAUGCCGCAACAGAUUUAUGCAAACCAUCAUAUAUUAGCUACCUCUACUCGUACAAAUACUUUGGAUUUUUCCAAUUCUUGUCCUGUUAGUGAGUCAGACUGGACUGCUUUCCGUGCAGAAAAAAAGCCACUUCCAUCCUUCUCACAACCAAAUAUGCUGGAUCUCUCAGGCGAUCUUGAUCUUCACUUGGGAUGCCUUCGCAAAGUUCAGUACCACCUGGAGUGCUUGUUUGAUGAACUUCUGCAGGCAGUUCAAGAAGCAUGUUUAGCUAGUGUGCUAGACGAGGAUUCUUUCCAGAUUCCAACUGUGAGCCUCAUGUCAAAUACCGACACUAGACCCCCAAGGCUAUCAUUAGCUUCAUCUACUGAUAGCGAGAGAAGAAAACUAUCUUCAGUUUAUUGUUCUUAUAGCACAGGAGAUGUUUCUCAGCAACCACAUGCCGAGGACCAAGUGGAUGUGGUUUGGUGGCAGAAUGUACCAUUGCCCUCCAACGUAUUGGCAUUGUCUUCAUCUCUUGCAACUAAUUCAGAAUAUUAUCCUGUUUAUUGGUUUUCUGACUCUCCUAAGACGCGUGGAACUGGCACAUACAUUCCCAAAAUUAGUUACAAUAUGUACAAGGAACGCAUGACACCUGGAAGAGGAAUCAUGCCUGAAAGAGGAAGAAAGCUAAAACAAAGGCUACCUGAUCAGAAGUACUCCUCACUUGAACAGGGAUGUUCUGGUCCUGGAAAUGAGCACACUACAGUUCACAGAGCAACAAACCAGAUGCCGAUGAAGCAGAACAGUUCACAACAGGAUGGUUAUUCAAGCAAGAGCUCAGUUCCAAAAGGAGGUUUUGUUCAUUUCAGGGAGCAAGUAGCAACAGAGGGUGGAACCAAACCGGUUGCAACAAACCUGCCGAAGGUUCAGAACAAUCAAGGCAUUGCCCCCUCACCUGCCAUUGGCGACUCGAGCAGAGAUUUUGUCGAGAAGGGAAGACAGCCAAAAUCAUCAUCAUCAGGGAUAGUACUUCCUCAGUUAUGUCAAGGAAAUCCCCCAGUAUCUAAUACCUGUCAGCCCUCCUCACCUCCAACAGCGGGUUAUUGUCAAUUGAAGGCACAAGUAGAGGAGAAUCUUGAGUUUGGAUCUUUGGGGCCUUUCUCGUUGGGACUUCUCUCAGCGCAGUUCGAGGAAGAAUUCCCCCCUCUCCCUGCUACUAAGAGACCUGCAGAAGUCCCUCUCCGUACUAGUAAGACAUCUGCAGAAGUCCCUGCCUCAACGGUGCUGAGCCCUAAGCCUGUUGACCGCGAAAGCAGGCCACAGGAUGUGUACCAACUGAAAGAUGAAGCUGACUUCCCUCCUCUCCAAGCUGGUUACCGCUGAGACUUAAAAGACACAGAUGAUAGAACUAAUCAAUAGAGUUAGAAAGUGAGAAGGGAAGUUCACAUGAAGAGCGAUAGGUGCCCCAGCAGGAUUUUCGGGCGACAGCAUUGCAAAUUUGGAUGCUAUUAACCGUCGUAGUAGCGUGUGUGGUGCCAUGUGAAACGAUAAUAAUCCCCGUCUCUCCUUUCUUUUGUUUUAUCUUUUCUUUCUUUCUUUUUUAGAUGAAUCCUUGUCUCGUGCAUUCUGUAGGUAAGCAACCCCCUAGAAGAAGGCUCAUAGUUUCGCCUUUAGCUUAGAAAACACCAAAAGAAAGAGGGGAACUCUCAAAAGGAACUAUUCCUCUGUAGAUCCCUAGUUUUAACUUUUGAAAAAAAAAGAGAAAUAGAAGAAAAGGCA
Messenger RNA from Phragmites australis (common reed), 3283 nucleotides. RefSeq lists its product as uncharacterized. The record is from RefSeq and is a predicted model, not a curated record. Bases 80 to 2887 code for a protein of 935 amino acids. NCBI's taxonomy places the organism in Eukaryota, Viridiplantae, Streptophyta, Magnoliopsida, Poales, Poaceae. The transcript is spliced from 9 exons.